GCCCGAAAGAUCGAGAAUUCGAGAGCCGAGCUCCAUCGCCGGAAGAUGGGAGAAGCCACCGAGAAGAUCACGCCGGAGCUGGAGAUCGAAGGGUUCGUGUUCCCGGCGGAGGUCUCGAUCCCGGGGUUCUCUGAGCCGCUGUUCCUCGGCGGCGCCGGGGUGAGAGGGCUGGAGAUUGGGGAUAAGUUCAUAAAGUUCACCGCCAUUGGAGUGUACCUUGGGAAUGGGGCUGUGGCGUCGCUCGCCGGUAAAUGGAAGGGGAAGUCCGGCGAUGAGCUUUCCAACUCCGUUGAGUUUUUCCGGGAUGUCAUCACUGGGCCAUUUGAGAAAUUAACACAAGUGACAAUGAUCUUGCCAUUGACUGGGCAACAGUACUCAGAGAAGGUGGCAGAGAACUGCAUCUCCUUCUGGAAAGAAGCUGGAGUUUACACUGAAGCAGAAGCCAAGGCUGUAGAAAAGUUCAAAGAGAUCUUCCAUCAUGAGACCUUCCCUCAUGCAGCCUCCAUCAUCUUCAACCAUUCUCUUUCUGGUUCUGUCUCGAUUGGGUUCUCAAAGGAUGGUUCACUACCAAAAUCUUGGAAUGCAGUAAUUGAGAACAAGAGGUUGUCCGAGGCAAUCUUAGAGUCUAUCAUUGGUGAACAUGGAGUCUCUCCUCCAGCCAAGAAGAGCCUGGCUUUCCGGCUAUCUAAGCUUCUAUCAGAAUAUAAUUAAGGAUGCUUGGAAGAGUGGCUCAAUGUGGUUGUCAAUGUAUUUUGAGUCUAAAUAAACUUGUGUGUUUGUUUGUUUGUUUUUUUUUUUUUAAUAUUGUCAAAGAAUACAUUCUAAAGUGCAAUGAUAUGAUGCAAGAGUGCAAGGGAGAUGGUAAAAUUUUGAAUCUUUACCCCAA
Molecule: messenger RNA, 886 nt
Organism: Dioscorea cayenensis subsp. rotundata (Guinea yam)
Lineage: Eukaryota; Viridiplantae; Streptophyta; Magnoliopsida; Dioscoreales; Dioscoreaceae
Product: chalcone--flavonone isomerase
Exons: 4
Coding region: 46-711 (221 amino acids)
Biological process (GO): flavonoid biosynthetic process
Molecular function (GO): chalcone isomerase activity
Source: RefSeq, a predicted model, not a curated record